UAGUUAAGAUUCGAACCUGGAGGAUUUUAAUGCAAUGAUUGACUCUACCAGCAAUAUGAUGGGACCGGAUGUGGACCAGAAGUCCUCGUGCAUGAUGGGAACCGGUAAUAUGAUGCAUCAUGGAAUGCAACAACAACAACAACAGGAUAUGAACAUGACGUCACAUGGAAACGCAGCCGAUAACGCCUUUGCAGACGACAGUGACCCGAAUCACUCCGAUUCCGGAAUCAUUGGUGACGUAGACGAAUGCGAUGAGGACGGUGCUUUCUCCGGAACAUCAACGCUCUCUCAACAAAAACGCCGCUUCGCAGACGUGAAACCGCCAUAUUCCUACAUCGCACUCAUCACCAUGGCAAUUGAAAGCUCAAAUAACGGGAUGAUGACAUUGAACGAGAUUUACGCAUUUAUCAUGAAUCGCUUUCCAUACUUCAAAGAAAAUCAACAAAGAUGGCAGAAUUCUAUACGUCAUAACCUUUCGCUAAAUGACUGCUUUCUAAAAGUUCCCCGUGCCCCAGGACGACCCGGAAAGGGAAACUACUGGGCUCUGCAUCCAGGCUGCGGGGAUAUGUUCGGCAACGGAAGCUUCCUAAGACGGGCAAAGAGAUUCAAACUUCAGAAACAGAAAAUGGCUGCCGAGGCGCAUGUACAGCACGUGAAUUCUUACGGACAUUUCAGUUUAUACCCUCCACCUGGAUAUAAACCGUAUCCAUCACUUAACCCACUUGGACUUCCGUCUUUUUCACAGGGCAUAAGUCAGUCACAGCAAUACGGACUUCCAAAGACUGAACCCUGGGGAAGUCAGCCAACGUCAAAUUAUUCACCUUAUUACUCACCCGGUUCAAUGUCAAACGGACUUAGUAAUACUUUAAGUAAUGGACUCGGUAACAGUUUCGGUUCGAGCCUCGGAGGAUCAUUAGGCGGCUCAUAUCUACCAGUGUCAAACCCACCUUCCUUACCUCCAACCACGAACUCUUCACUAAGUUCUUACUCUUCAUUUCAACAGUCGCCUUAUUAUGGACCUCAAUAUAGCGGUCAAUUGAGACUUCAACAAUAACUCUGUGAUAUUAUGAUUCUAAAACUAGUGCAAAGGUUCACUGUCUCAUUUUAACGUAAACCAGGGCAAUAUUUAUAAUCAGUACACAUGCAAAUAGGCAUUUUGCUUCCUUGCGUGAAAUAAUUAAAUUUACUGUUAUGAUUAACGUUUUCAUUAUACGAUCCAAGGACAUUUUAAUUGUAAGUUUCGAAUUUUAUGAAGUACAUUUGUCAAUUAUAGACGGCAAAAGAUAGAUCUAGAAUCCGAAAUAUGUGUAUUUUCAAAGUCUUGUUUUAUAGUCGUUAUGUGUGCCGUGCCGGGCCUACAAGAACCGGUUUAUACACAAGUUGUUAAAAGUUAUUUUUUUUGUAAAAUCAUGUAUGUUUGUAAAUAUAUUUGAAAUAUCAUCACGUUCACUGUCUACGCAAAAAAUGUAAAAUAUUGUUCAGUGUUGUGCACUGUCUAUGCCAAAAUAUAAAAUAUUGUUCAGUAUUGUGCACUGUCUACGCAAAAAUGUAAAAUAUUGUUCAGUAUUGUGCACUGUCUACGCAAAAA
This is a messenger RNA of Ruditapes philippinarum (Manila clam), 1588 nucleotides long. Its product is annotated as forkhead box protein B1-like. The record is from RefSeq and is a predicted model, not a curated record. Lineage: Eukaryota; Metazoa; Mollusca; Bivalvia; Venerida; Veneridae. The transcript has 2 exons. Bases 35 to 1054 code for a protein of 339 amino acids. Gene Ontology annotation, biological process: cell differentiation; regulation of transcription by RNA polymerase II; anatomical structure morphogenesis. Gene Ontology annotation, molecular function: RNA polymerase II cis-regulatory region sequence-specific DNA binding; DNA-binding transcription factor activity, RNA polymerase II-specific.